CACUGUCACAUUCUGUCGUUCCCUUCCAAAAUUUAAAGACCAUUCACUCUCUCUCUUCUGUCAUACCCACACACGUUCCCUUUCAAAGUUCAAAACUUUCGGACACCCUCAUGGCCCGGGACCCCGAAUCCGAAACCGGGUUGGGUCCGAGGCUGAAGCUGAGCAACAUGAGCAUCCCCGAGUUGAUUUCCGAGUUGCGCGAUUCGUUCCUGAGUCGCGACUUCGACCGAGUUGAGGAGGUCCUGGUGGCGCGGGAUGCGAGGCUGACGAAGGAGCUUGAGGAGAAGAAGCGGGAAAUCGGGUCCCUCAGAGAAAGAAUAGAUUUCGAGAGGUUGGAGAAGAUCAAUGCCGAGUUGGAACUGAAGAGGCUCAGGGAAAAAGAAAAAGGGUGUGGGGAGAAGUUGGUGAAGAGUGAUAAUAAUAAUAAUAAUAAUAAUAAUAAUGGGUUUGGUUUGGGUGGUGGGAUUGUUGUGAAGAGUGAAAAAAAGUGUAUGGUUGAGGAGGGUGUUGUUGAAGUGGUAGAAGGUGGAAAGAUUGGGGUUUUGAGAGAGAAGGAAAGAGGGGUUGAUGGGUUGGAGAAUGAGAAGGGGAAGAAAGUUGUUGGAAUCAAUAACUCUGUGUCUCUGAAUAGAAAUGGUGGUGGUAUUGGUGCUUCAGCAGGGGGAGAAUUGGGAUUGAAACCUGUUAUUGUUAUAGUAGACAGUGAUGAUGAGUGUAAUUCACAAGCAACAUUGAACAAAAAAGAGACUACUUCAUGUAUUAAUAUUAUAGAUGAUGAACAUAGAAGUUCAUCAUCAGGAGCACCCCAGAAAAAUCUUCUAACAGGACUGGCUGAACGCAUUGGAAAUCUCAAAAGAAAAUUUGUUUCUUCGCGCGAAUUGGAUGCAAAUAUCAAUGCCUUGGAUGACUUCGAUAGUGAUUCUUCCUGUUCUGGUUCCAGUUCUAGUUCCUCUUCUGGUCCAUAUGAUAAGGAUCUACCAACAAACCAUAAGAAAUUGAGAGCUGAUGCAACCAGUCCUGUAUUGAAGUUUUAACAAAGGUAAAGUGGCAGGACUAGAUACAGAGAAAAAAAAAACCUUAGCACUGAAACAUUUUGUUGUAUGGUCAUAAAGAAACUUCAGCUGGAUAUAGGAGAGGGAGAAAAGGUAAAAGUGGAUAGUGAUGUUUGAGUUUCUUUUUGGGUAAUUGAGGGUAAAUCUUUUGGGUAUAUGUGGGUAAAUUUCUUUGUAAAUCGGUGCUCUAUUAAAAUAGCAAGCCUUUUUUAUUGGUUAUCUUUCAAA
Messenger RNA from Glycine soja, 1280 nucleotides. RefSeq lists its product as uncharacterized. The transcript is spliced from 2 exons. The record is from RefSeq and is a predicted model, not a curated record. Lineage: Eukaryota; Viridiplantae; Streptophyta; Magnoliopsida; Fabales; Fabaceae. The coding region runs from base 111 to 1034 and encodes 307 amino acids.